ACAAUGCAGUUCCUAGCCUGGUUCAAUUUGCUGCUUCUCCUUCCUUGUUUCGGUACCACCAAAACCUGCUUCCCUGGCUGCCACUGCGAAGUGGAAAGCUUUGGUCUCUUUGACAGCUUUAGCUUGACCAAGGUGGACUGCAGUGGAAUAGGUUCACACAUUGUUCCUGUCCCAAUCCCUUUGGAUACCUCUUACUUGGAUCUAUCCUCAAACAAACUGGAAACAAUCAAUGAAUCGAUGCUUACUGGCCCUGGAUACACCACCUUAGUGAGCCUCGACCUGAGCUACAACAAAAUUGCCAAGAUUUCCUCCACAACCUUCUCUAGACUUCGGUACCUGGAGUCCUUGGAUCUGAGUCAUAACUCUCUGGAAGUCCUUCCGGAGGACUGUUUCUCCAGUUCUCCUCUGGGCGACAUAGAUUUGAGCAAUAACAAGCUUUUGGAUAUAGCAAUGGACGUUUUUGCUUCAAAAGGUCAAGGAAAACCCCUGAAUGUGGAUCUAUCCAAUAAUAUGCUUGGCACAAUUACGAGGCACCGUGAAAAGAGCAUCCCCAACAUCCAGAACUUAAAUCUUUCUGGAAACAGGCUAACAUCUGUGCCAAACCUCCAAGGGAUUCCUCUCCGAUACUUAAAUCUUGACGGGAACCCUCUAGUCAAGAUUAAGAAAGGAGACUUCACGGGGCUGAAAGAUUUGAUUCAUUUAUCCCUCGGUGGCUUGCGUGGCUUUGGAGAGUUAUCUCCUUAUAGCUUCAAGGAACUCCCAGCCCUCCAAGUUCUGGAUUUAUCCAACAAUCCCAAUCUGAAGUCACUGACUGCUGAAGUUGUCUUGGGUCUGAACUCCCUACAAGAGCUCAACCUCUCUGGGACAGGCGUGUCAUCCUUGCCAAAGACUGUGCUGAAAUACCUGCCUUCCAUCCAAAGCAUCACUUUGGGGAAGAACAUACAGUGUCUUAAGACCGUCAAAGAAGGACAAUACCACCGACAAAUUGGGUUGACCAAAAAAGAGGUCCUCAGUUGCUACGACAGCCACGGGUCGGUGGCAGCAGCGCCUUACGUUUCGUGAUGAAAGCUGGGGAGAAGGGGUGGGGAAAGGAGGGUGGGGGGCCGUGGGAUUUGUACAGGUGUCGGACUGAGAUGGCUUGUAGUGUGCCUUUUGUAAAACUGUCAAUAAUUUAUAUAUUUGUACAUGCCAAUACUUGAUCAUUGGUGGAUUUUAUAAACUCACAAACCCUAGCCCACAUCCGUCAGCAGGCUCCAGGUUUUACCCGCUGCGUUGAGGUCCUGCACAAAGCCCGUCAGCUCAAGAGCAGUGAUGCUGGACAAUGGGGACCAAGCUGCUCUGCGGGUCCCAGGGCAGAAUAGCUGGUCUGGAGCAAACCUUCAUGCCCUAGACACAUUUGUAGGAGCAAAGCUACAUCUCUCCAGAGCACACAC
Messenger RNA from Pterocles gutturalis (yellow-throated sandgrouse), 1433 nucleotides. It is a transcript of the gene TSKU, whose product is annotated as tsukushi, small leucine rich proteoglycan. The transcript has a single exon. Lineage: Eukaryota; Metazoa; Chordata; Aves; Pterocliformes; Pteroclidae. Gene Ontology annotation, molecular function: protein binding. The record is from RefSeq and is a predicted model, not a curated record. Gene Ontology annotation, cellular component: extracellular matrix. Bases 4 to 1062 code for a protein of 352 amino acids.